CGCAGUCUUCGCGGCGCCCGCGACAGCAGCAGCAGGUGGAGCCCCGCUCAGUCGCGAGCAGCACUUAGCCGGAAACCUGCGCCGCGGCCGCCCGGCCGGGAGCUGGCCCGCUAGGCUGGAGCCCACGCAGCCCCGGUCCGACCCAGUUUCCCAGGCACCGGGUUACGGAAGCCGGCGGCCGGGGGACCGCGGUUGGGGCCGGGGCUGGACGCAUCUCCGUGCGCACAGCUGCGUUGGAAGACCCCAGCCCAGGGUGCAGGGCUAACGGGACCUGACUCUCCUCGGCCGCCACCUAAAGACUUGUGUUCGGGGACAGAUCGGUUGUGGGACUGAGGACCUCGGAGCCCCCGCAUCUGGCCGGACGCUCCCGGAGUCUGGGUGGCGCGCUCGCUUCACCGCUCCAGAGCGGACAGAGAGGCUCUUUCCAGGAGACCGGACCUCCUUGCCCGGUCCUCUGUGGAGUCCUAGCACCCAAUGCCUGUUGGUCUUAAGAGCCUCCCUAGUUGACACAGGUCUGCAGGUGUUCUCUACUGGUUAGAUUUCUUCUUUGGCUAGGGGAACAGUUGCCGCCAGCGACAUUCUUUGCCCGUGGCUGCUCCACGUCCUGGGUCUCCCGUCCUGCCUGUAUUUUGCCAGCUUCACUGACCCUCAACUCUGCCUUUGCUUGUUGUGCGUGCUCCUAGCCUUUGGUUUUACCGGGAGUGUGCAGACGUUUUCUUGUCUCCCCUUUGGGAGGGCACUGGUCUCCAGGGAACGGCUUUGUGUGUGGUGGGAUCGGGGUCCUCAACCAUGGCCUUCACUUUCGCUGCUUUCUGCUACAUGCUGUCCCUGGUGCUCUGCGCUGCGCUCAUCUUCUUCGCUAUCUGGCACAUAAUCGCCUUUGACGAGUUAAGGACUGAUUUUAAGAGUCCCAUAGACCAGUGCAACCCUGUCCAUGCGAGGGAGCGACUGAGGAACAUCGAACGCAUCUGCUUUCUCCUGAGAAAGCUGGUGCUGCCGGAGUACUCCAUCCACAGCCUCUUCUGCAUCAUGUUCCUGUGUGCGCAGGAGUGGCUCACCCUGGGGCUGAACGUUCCCCUGCUUUUCUAUCACUUCUGGAGGUAUUUCCACUGUCCAGCAGACAGCUCAGAACUAGCCUAUGACCCACCGGUCGUCAUGAACGCGGACACCUUGAGCUACUGCCAGAAGGAGGCCUGGUGUAAGCUAGCCUUCUACCUCCUGUCCUUCUUCUACUACCUGUACUGCAUGAUCUACACCUUAGUGAGCUCCUAACUCAGACCCUGCUGAUGGAGAGGCCGAGGCUGGGAACCACCGUGGCUGUGGCUGGAGACACCCAGCUUGGCAGAGACUGAUUGGAAGGAACUGGAGUCACAUGGCAGACAGGGCCAAGUUACCCAUGUGCAUCAGUUGUUGCUGUGUGUGUUGCUGCCUUCGCUGUUCACAUUCCACAUGGAUGGCAGAGCCCCUCUGAGUGCUGGGGGUGCCAGCUUGUAGCUGACGAAACCUGCAACCUCUGGAGCUGCAGUUGCUGCUUCUCUUCAUCCACUUCACUGAGCAUCGGUGCCCUGCAAAUUCACUUGAACUGCCUGUCUGGAUGGCAGGAAUGAGGCUGGAAGCUAGACGCCACCAACAAAUGACUUGGGGCCAAGGCCAGGUCUUCAGAGGUGAUUGAGACCCUCAAGGAUACUAAGGAUAUCAAGACUCUUUUUUCCAGAGCUGUGGCCUCCAGCUUUGCUCAUUGCAAGGCCCAAAUCUGGGGUCUGCCUCAAGCCUGCUGCCAUGUCAUUUUAGGCUCUGUUUAUGUCCAAGAUUCUAAGCAGUGACCGCCUGAGCUGGGUGUGGGACAGCAAGUUAUGUCCAGUGCAAACUGGGGAGGGGAGUGUGAGAAAAUGGAUUUUUAAAAUGUUUGCAAUAUGUUCCAGGUGUGAAUUCUUCACCAUCCCCAAGAUGUAUUCUGCCUCUGCACCAAAAUUCCAUCAGAGUGUGACAUGCCAAUCAGCUGGCUGGCAUGAGCCAAAGCUAAAAAACAAACAAACAAAAAAACAAAACAAAACAAAACAAAAAAACCCUCAAAACAGUGUGAAGUCCAGAAACAGAGAGCAGAGCUCCUGUGGUGUGGACAGCCAGGAAGCGAGACAACAUAAUUAUCACUUCAAUUGAGGCUGCACAGCCUUCGUGCUGCUCAGUUCAACGUGGGGACAUCCACUUAUUUGAAUUUUCCACUUGGCUUUUACUCCUUUUUUGGGUGGGAGUUGUAUGAGGGGGUGUAAAUAGUGGUGAGGGAUUUUUGUGAUGUUUAAAUUAGGCACAAUGAUUUUGACCUGAUUUCUCAAACUUCCUUGCUUUUCUACUGUUACUCACACAGUCACACACACGCACACACAUACAUACACACACACACUAUUUAUAUACGCUCCCAUCUGAAUCCUGUGACUCAGGUUUUGAAUGGUGUUUGUGUAACACAGUGUGUGCUAUGUUUAAAAUGCAGCAACAACUUCAGUGGUUCACCUCACUGGCUCCUUCAUUCCAUCCCAUCCCAGGUUGGCUGUGUCUCCAUAUGGUUGGCAAACUGGUAGGUAGGAGAAACAGUUUCAAAAUGACACCGUGUUUCUAAAAAUUUUUACAGAAAACAAAAUAGAGAGGGAAAAAAUAAAACUCACAAAGAAGAACAAAACCAAAAUGCAGCUUCCCUGAGGGGCCGGUAGCAUAAAAGCCUCUGCAACCACAUUUGGGGGGAAUGCCUUCCCGUGCCUGGUAACUUGUUGAGGCUGCAUGGCCUCAGCUGGGUACCAUUCCCAGGAUGGCUAGCUACGGCCAGCAAGUGGUGGGGUCUAGGUAGCAGGUGCAAAGCUAACUCCAUCACCAUCCUGUAAAAAAGCAGCUGACAUGGAGAAGGUAAGGAAGGGGUCUGUGGGCUCCUCAGGAUGAAUGUUUCACACUUCACCCUCUUCCGAAAGGGCUUGAAGUAGCUUUUGACAGGGGGCACCAAUAUCAAAAAUUGUUAAUGUGGAACCGGGAAAUUCACGCCCCAGGGCUUUGCAUGUUGUAGACGACUUUCCUAGCACAACCCUCCACAAAACCCAGUUGCUUUCUCAGUAUUAAAGAGAGGGAACUUUGAAGAUUUGCCUUUGAACCUGAUGUCUGACUUAGAGAACAUGCCCUUUCUGUUGCCCCCGUAGCUUGGGGUCCUGCUAAAGUUCAGCGGCUAGCACUGACUUUUAUGAGAAAAGAUUUUAAGGCAUACAGCUACAGAGGGAGUGCUUGGGGGCAUGGAUUCUAGGGAGGUGAGUGAUUCUUCCCCCAGACCUUUAAAAUCGUUCAAAGCUGCCAGUGCCUCGGGCAGUUCUUACCUAUUUAUGGAGGAAAAGCAUUCCAAACUUUCCUCCGCCAUCAGCUGUGAUUGGGAAACAAGUCCAGUGAUCUCAUGGGAGUUACAAUUAAUUUCCAGUCCCCCAGGAGAAGCUCAUUUUCCUGAUGGUAAAAAUAAGUUUGAUGGGCUACUACCGAUGGAGCGCAGGUGUGUGCCAGGUGCCCCGGUAAAUGAGAAGAGCCGUGUGCAGACACACGCAGCUGCUGGGAGGCGUGGCCUUAGAACUAUGCAGGCUUCUUCCCCGGAAUUUUGCUUGCGUGGCUUUCUCUCUCAUUGUACGCCCCAUGAAAGGAAGGAGUGAGCAAGAUGGGAAAAAUGCCUCAAAUUUCCCAGAGCCUCAAGAAUUCAUUUGUUGAGCAAGCUAGAACCCAUGUACCAGGCACAGGUCAGGGUGCUUCAGGGGCAUAGCCUGUGCCUGGGCUGGCCUGGAGUAUGGGUCCUGUUUCCCUGCUGUAGCCCUGUGUGGCUGUGCGGUGUGACCUGGAUGGACGGUGGAGAGUCACAUAAGGUCACCCUGUGCUGAGGAGAGGAGAAUGUCAGGCUCCACCCUGGUUUGAUGAUGUCACAUCCGCUGUGCCUGAUGAUGGUGAGUACUCUAUAUAGGAAAUUCCGCCAUGCCCUCUACCUGCUCCCAAAGCCUCAGCUUCCUGCCGGCCAUUCCAUACACAUCUCAUUCAGUCCUCACAAUGACACUAUGACGGAGGAACUGCGACUGUCUUCACAGUCGUAGCUGAAAGCUUUGGAACACAAUCUACAGCAGUCAAGGACCCAAGCCAAGGUCCCACUUGCCGAGUUGCCAACCUCGAGCCUUUCUGCUUCCAGGGCCUUGGUAUUUUUGCUUUCCCAAAAGAGUGACAUAGUAUACGAAGGGUGAUGGAUGGGAUAUGGGAAAGAAAGAGGAAAGGGAGUGAUGAUGGCCAGGACAGCUGCAGGCCUCGCGUGUCUCAUGACGCGCAACCUGGGGUGCCUGUCUGCACUGGGUAGGAUGGGAUGACGAUCUUUGUGGUGCUUCUCUGAGAUCCCACUUCCUCAUCUGUCACAGGAGGGGCAUGCCACCUCCCAUGGCUGUGGUAAGUCAACUGUGUCUAGAGAGCUCAUAGCACAGAGCCUGUCUCUAUCAGCUUGGCCCAGAAAUCUCAUUCUCUGGUCUUCUCCACACUGCCCCUCCCUCAUCCCCCUACUGCUCCCCUCCUCCCUCCUCCCCACACUGCCCUUCCUUCCUCCCCCUCAUUGUUCCUUCCUCCUCCCCACACUACCCCUCCCUCCUCUCCACACUGCCCCUCCCUCCUUCCCACACUGACUCUCCCUCCUCCCCACACUGUUCCUCUCUCCUCCCCACACUGCCCCUCCCUCCUCCCCACACUGCCCUUCCUUCCUCCCCCUCAUUGUUCCUCCCUCCUCCCCACACUGCCCCUCCCUCCUCCCCACACUACCCCUCCCUCCUCCCCAGACUACCCCUCCCUCCUCCCCACACUGCCCCUCCCUCCUCCCACACUGCCCCUCCCUCCUCAUAGCAGCAAUGCUCAGCAAGUCUCAGUUUUCUUCCUGUCCUCUUUCCUUCCUGGGGGUGAGGGUGGGGGUGGGGGUGGAGGUGACAGUCCCAGCCAUGCAACAGGGGUAACAGCUCAGCCUCAAGAAAAAUAUCCCCCUGUUCCCUAUUUUUAGGCUCGGUAAUUGCACCAAUGUUGAAUAAAAUUGUCAUCGUUAUGACAGUUUUAUUCUCCACAUAAGCGAUGAAUGCAGCCAGCAAAAUGCUUUGACAACAAUUAAUUGCCCUCACACAGCGUUAUCACGCAGAUUGGGCUGCUCACUUCCACACUGUGUGGCAUGUGACUCUGUGUAGGGCCUUCCCCUGUUCCUUAGAGCCAAACAGGCCAUCUGCCCGGCCACUUCCUCUCCAAGGCUGAACCCCCAAAUGAAGCAUGGAAGGUGAGUAAGGAGGGAUGGAUUCCAGAUUGCUCUUACAGCGGGACUCUCCCUGGGAGAUGGAGCUAAGCAAGGAGAGCUUUUUCAGGACACCGCCUGGCGGCUGAUCCUGGGGAAAGUGGGGUACCUGUUUGGGAAGAAGAACAUUCCUUCCUCACGGAGAAUUGCAUAUGAUGACAUGGGAAUGUCCAGCAUGUUCCUCACAGCUCUGCUAGGACAGGAAAACCUCAGUCAGAACUGGGGUUUAGGUCUCAGUUGCUGCUCAUGAUCCCAAAACAGCCUCAACAAAAUGACAACGUCCAGACUUUGACCACUAUGUGGCCAUUCCUGCCACCUCCCAUACCCCAUGUAGUUCUUCCCCAACAUCCCUGGAUGCCCCAGAGAGACUUUUCUAGGUCUUGAAUUUGGACCCUUGACCACCACGUGGCAACCAUAUUUUCUCCUUUCCAGUGAACUGUGUAUUCGAAGUGGCUCAUGGGGCUUAGAGGAACCAAGUGUUCUGUUUUAUAGGGAAUUCGCCAACAGUUCAGUGUGGCCACUUAACACCAAAGUUAUGUAAGCUUAGAUUAAGUAUGCAGAAGACAAAGAUGUCUAGUUGCAGGCCUACUUCCUAACACACAUUUAAUAUUCUGAGGGCUCUUCGAGGUCUAGCUGUCAUGUCUGUGGCAGAACUGUGACUGCCAUGUGAUUGUGUGUUCCUGUUCCUUCUUCCCAGCCACAAGUUCGCUGAUGUCAUUAGUACGUGGAAACUGCCCGUGAUGAAAGUGUUCACACCGCAGAACUUGGCAAAUGGACAUGUUAGACAUCCUGAGUGUGAGCUGGGCACUUACUUAUUAGCACACCCUGGUCUUUACUCAGGCACAGUUGUGUGACCAUAUCACGGGAACCAGUAACCAAGGUGACAAUAGCUGUAUCUUCAAUGCAGCAGUAGAUACACAGUGGCUGGUGGGUUCGGGGUCUGAGCACUUGGUGGCAGUGCCUUCAUGACCAGGCCUCUCGUCCAUUCUGGCUAUGACACCAGUGAUGUUGUUACUGUUGUCCACUUGAAAUCGUGUGGGGCUCAUUCAGCUUUCUGUGAACUUGACAAAUAGCUACCAGCUUAUAAAGAAAAAGUUAUUUUUGUCUCCUGGGUGUAGAGGUUUCUGUCCGUGGUUA
Molecule: messenger RNA, 6451 nt
Organism: Chionomys nivalis (European snow vole)
Lineage: Eukaryota; Metazoa; Chordata; Mammalia; Rodentia; Cricetidae
Gene: Cnih3
Product: cornichon family AMPA receptor auxiliary protein 3
Exons: 6
Coding region: 790-1272 (160 amino acids)
Biological process (GO): vesicle-mediated transport; regulation of AMPA receptor activity
Cellular component (GO): dendrite; synapse
Source: RefSeq, a predicted model, not a curated record